Linum trigynum is the source of this 716-nucleotide messenger RNA. NCBI's taxonomy places the organism in Eukaryota, Viridiplantae, Streptophyta, Magnoliopsida, Malpighiales, Linaceae. The record is from the annotation of a GenBank genome assembly.
UUUGUCGCGAUUUACUCUAAAAAGAAGAAAAUAGUAGGUAGCACCAAUAUUAAUUAAUUGCCACUCAAAAGUUGCAACACUAAAUCGAACCAAGAAAAUGUCAUCGAUGAGGCAUAAUAGCAGCAACACUAGGGUAGUGGUAGUGGCGUUGUUUCUCUUGUCGACGACACUGGGCAUUUGCGACGGGAGUGCAAUUGACCCAAGGAAGAAACCAUCGGCGGUAACGGUGAUCAAUGAGGUGGAAGGAGGGCCGAAACUGAUGGUUCAUUGCAAGUCGAAGAACGAUGAUAUCGGCGUCCACAUCCUUCCGCCGCACCAGAACAUCCGCUGGGGUUUCCGGCCAGACUUCUUUGGAAGGACGCUCUUCUUUUGCGCCAUGGAUUGGGGUGAAGGACUUCAUUGGUUUCACAUCUACGUCGAGAGCAGGGACUACGACAGGUGCAAAGAUUGUCGCUGGCUGAUCAAGAAAGGAGGGCCGUGUUUGACGAAUCAGGAACGCGAUUCUUGCCAUUACUGGAACAAAAAAAGUAUGUGGUAGUCUGGUAGAGAAUCAUAGGGAAAGAAAGAAAGAAAGAAGGUGGGAGCUAGUUCCGGUUUUUUUAGUAUCUGUUGUUGCCAUUUCUUUUUGUAUAUGUUUGAUUCUAGUUUUAAGUGAUUAUGAUUGAAUUUGGUUGUUUUUUGUUUUGAUUUAUUAUUAUUAAAUGUUGUUUUUCAAU